UUAAUCGUAGUCCUUCGAGUUCAUCGAGCCUACUUGCCCUCCUACUAUCCACCUCGAAUCCAACAACAUGCCUUCCCCGUCACCAAUCGAGGCCCCGGAGCAUGUGCUCCAGCUUUUGUCCCAGCUCCACAAGAUUUCUUUGGAGCAGGAAGCCGCUAUUUCCAAAACCGGCAAGGUCAUGUCCUCGGACGUCCUAGACGACUUGGAGGGUAAACAACCAGAUCGCGCCCCUAAAAGUGAAUUCGACACACUUAUGCUUGACAAAUUCAUUGCCCUCGACGAGGACAAAUGCCACUUUGUGUACCAGCUGAUCAAUGCCACUGGGGCUACGAACGUUGUCGAGGCAGGGACUAGUUUCGGAGUUAGCACGAUCUACCUGGCGCUGGCCGUUGCUAAGACUAAAGCUGCGACUGGAAAGCCUGGAAAGGUCAUUGGGACAGAGAAAGAGAUACAAAAGGCAGAGACUGCGAGGAAGUACUGGAAGCAGUGUGGAGAGGUGGUGGAGAGAGAGAUUGAUCUAAGAGUAGGAGAUCUGCUUGAGACCCUAAAGGAGGAUCUGCCCGAAGUAGACCUGCUGCUCCUUGAUAUAUGGUCGGCGCUCGCACUCCCAACACUCAAGACGGUGCUGCCCAAGCUUAGGUACGGCGCCGUGGUUCUCGCGGACAACACCACCUCAGGCGCGAAAGGCUACGCAGACCUGCUAGCAUACCUGCGAGCGCCAGAAAAUGGCUUUCACAACACGACUCUACCGUACACCAACGGCUUUGAGAUGAGUGUGUAUCUGCCCAAAAGCAAGUAGCGAAAGUAAAGAGAUCCUCUCAUGAUAAUGCUUUGCCCCUCUCUGGCAGCGGCAUCCCUGCAGGUGCUGCAUAAGGGUGUGGAGAUCAGAUUCGCGAGUAAUAUAGACAUGUGGGCCACCCAAGCCCAUAUACAUCAUCAUUGUCUUGCAC
Messenger RNA from Mytilinidion resinicola, 950 nucleotides. RefSeq lists its product as uncharacterized. The record is from RefSeq and is a predicted model, not a curated record. Gene Ontology annotation, molecular function: O-methyltransferase activity. The transcript has 2 exons. The coding region runs from base 68 to 799 and encodes 243 amino acids. Lineage: Eukaryota; Fungi; Ascomycota; Dothideomycetes; Mytilinidiales; Mytilinidiaceae.